Messenger RNA from Colletotrichum spaethianum, 1041 nucleotides. RefSeq lists its product as uncharacterized. Lineage: Eukaryota; Fungi; Ascomycota; Sordariomycetes; Glomerellales; Glomerellaceae. Bases 1 to 1041 code for a protein of 346 amino acids. The record is from RefSeq and is a predicted model, not a curated record. The transcript has a single exon.
AUGUCGCCCGGCACCGAAACACCAUUGGCGGCGGCGGCGGCGGCCGGGGUCACGGUCGUCGAUACUACCCAAUCAGCAACGGCCCCAAACACAACGGUCUUGCAGCCGCCUCCACCGUCUGCCUUGUCUAUCCCGGAAGGCGUGACGGUGGUCUUUGCAGAGCGCAAGCGUACCGGCCGUAUCGCUGGCGCGAAAUACAAGGCCGACGGCACGCCUUACAAGCGCCCCGGCCCGCCGCCGAAGCCGCUGCACGAGAGGGCUGCGUACAAGCAGCGCGCGCCGGUGAAGCGGAUGGAGCGGUCGUACACGGACCAACGGAGAAGAGAGGUGAUUAUGUUCUUGGAAAACCACAAGAUUGCAUGCGACGAGAACGACGUGCGGGCGCGAAGGACAUGGAACGGCGGGCGCGAGGACCAGCAGCCGCCUGCGGAGAAGGGGUACCGGUGGCCCACCCUCAGGGAGGCGUCGGAGUGGUUCAAGGUGCCCGAGAGGACGAUUCACAGCUGGUGGAAGAGGAGGGACAAGAUCUUUGGGAGGGUGCCGAGGAAGCUGACCAAGGUGGAGCAGAGGCGGCUGGCGGAGGAGGAGGAGAGGAGGAGGAGGGAGGACGGGGAGAGGCGGGCGUUGCUGGAGGCUAUUGGGUGGCCGGCGGAGAGGCUCCCUUCCGGUCCUCCUGGUGCCCCUGGCGCCUCUGGUGGUGGUGGUGAUGACGGGCAAGGAGAAGCGAUGGGGAGCGCCGAAGGUCUUCCACGGCCAGGGGCUGACAGAGAAGGGACCCCCGAGGGUGCGCCGAUGCAGAGGGAAAGGCAAAAAGAGCCUUUGAGCGUGGUGGGGAUCUCGUCCUCGGGAGAGACGCCUGCCGCCGCAGAGUUGGCGGUUACCUCUGAGGGAUUGAUAGCCGGCAACACACCUCCCACGAGUAACCCCGCUGCCACUCCCAGGGCAGAUUCAGGGGAGAAGUCUUUUGUAUUGGCAUCGGUGCCAGCGUCUCCUGGCCGGAACUCCCGUGUAGAGAUAGCGGCCCCGACUGGCCAAGCUUGA